Messenger RNA from Paecilomyces variotii, 978 nucleotides. RefSeq names its product Gar1/Naf1 RNA binding region-domain-containing protein. Gene Ontology annotation, molecular function: box H/ACA snoRNA binding. Lineage: Eukaryota; Fungi; Ascomycota; Eurotiomycetes; Eurotiales; Thermoascaceae. The record is from RefSeq and is a predicted model, not a curated record. Gene Ontology annotation, cellular component: box H/ACA snoRNP complex. The annotation marks the transcript as partial. The transcript has 5 exons. Gene Ontology annotation, biological process: snoRNA guided rRNA pseudouridine synthesis; ribosome biogenesis.
AUCGAAAACUCCUCAAGCCAGCCUCCCUUGACCAUCACGAUAUCAUCAAUUUACGCAGCAUGUCUUUCCGCGGAGGUGGUCGUGGCCGUGGCUUUGCCACAGGCGCUAACAGGGGAGGCUUCGGAUCGCGUGGUGGACGCGGAGGUUUCCAGCAGCCUGUCGGCCCACCAGCGCAAGUGCUAGAAAUGGGUACUUUCAUGCACGCUUGCGAGGGAGAGAUGGUCUGCGAAUCGAUCAACCCGAAGAUCCCCUACUUCAACGCCCCGAUCUACCUCGAGAACAAAACUCCGGUUGGAAAGGUUGAUGAAGUUUUGGGCCCGAUCAACCAGGUUUACUUCACCAUCAAGCCCCAGGAGGGAAUCGUCGCCACUUCUUUCAAGACCGGCGACAAGUUCUACAUUGGAGGAGACAAGCUUCUUCCGCUUGAGAAGUUCCUGCCAAAGCCCAAGCCUACAGGUAGAUGGCUCUUUCUCCGAAUAUCUUCUGUAUACGGUUUAUUAACAUGAUAUAGGUGUCACGAAAGCCAAGAAGCCCGCUGGAGCCGGUCGCGGCGGCGCCCGUGGUGGCAGAGGAGCCCCUAGAGGAGGAUUCUCCCGUGGCGGAAGAGGAGGUGCCCCCAGAGGCCGUGGUGGAUUCUCCCGGGGAGGAGCUGGAGGUCGCGGCGGUGGUUUCUCCAGGGGAGGCGGAAGAGGAGCCCCUCGUGGAGGCCGGGGCCGUUUCUAGGUGCCUUCCUCUAAGUUGCCCUUUUGUCUUCUUACGGCGUUCGGGAAAACGGGAGCUCUUUGACGGGAUUAUGUGCCUGAAUAUCUUAUUAUGUUCCUAAAAACAGUUAUCGCUUUUGUCUCAGCAGAGACUGUAGAAUAUCACCUGACUACCCAUCGAGUCGAUCUCGUUGUAGCAGCUCAAUGCAGGUCUUCUGCCAGCGCCCAGUUUUGUUUCCGUGUUUAGAAAAUCUAGCAGUGUCUACCAUAGUUGAGU